This is a messenger RNA of Habropoda laboriosa, 6656 nucleotides long. RefSeq names its product titin-like. Gene Ontology annotation, molecular function: cation binding; protein serine/threonine phosphatase activity. Bases 42 to 6503 code for a protein of 2153 amino acids. Lineage: Eukaryota; Metazoa; Arthropoda; Insecta; Hymenoptera; Apidae. The transcript is spliced from 10 exons. Gene Ontology annotation, biological process: negative regulation of protein kinase activity; protein dephosphorylation. The record is from RefSeq and is a predicted model, not a curated record.
GUGUGCCGGUUACUUGGAUUUUUUUACGGAGACGAGAAAAAAUGGCGGAAGAUUGUACUGACGGUGAUUAUCUUGGAGCGUACAGCCGUUUUUUCUCAGAAUUCGUCGCCAGGGUGAAUCCGCACGAUCAGCUGCCUGUUUCUGUGAGCUCAUAUAAUGUAACCGAAGCUGAGAUCGUUGGUGAGAUCAUCAAUGUGACUCUACAGUACCUCAAUCAGACGCAAUGUCCACCAAGUUUGCAAGCACACUUGGUUCAUCAAGUAAUUCAGGAAAUUAAAUCCAUGUGUAAGAAGCAGCCAGAAGAUUGUGGAUUUAAAUCCCAAGAAAAAACUUAUACUUCGCUAAAAUUAAUGCAAGCUAUUACUGGCAAAGUUAAUGAGAUAUGUAUUCGCUAUCUGGACAAUAGUAGAUUGGCACUAUUGCCACCUCCUCCUUCAAUACCAUUGCCACAAGCAGUAGCUGUUGGAACUAAAAAUUGUAGAAGAAAAAUGGAAGAUCGUCAUGUAGUUUUGCAUGACUUACAUACUAUAUUUGGUAUUGAGCACGAUUCAACAGCAAAUUACUAUGCAGUAUUUGAUGGACAUGCAGGUCAAGAUGCAGCUGUAUAUUGUGCUACUCAUUUGCAUCAGUAUUUAGCAGAGAAUAUAUAUUAUCCUACUGAUCCAGAGCAGGCUUUACUCAAUGCUUUUCUUACCACAGAUGCACAAUUUAUAGAGAAGUCAGAAGUACAAAAAGUAUGUGGUGGAACUACUGCAGUUUGCAGUUUAAUAUUAAAUAAAAAUUUAUAUGUUGCCUGGGUAGGAGACUCUACAGCUACACUGAUAAAACGUGACAGUGUUGUCCAAUUAGUGAAACCUCAUCGACUUAAUCGUACAGAUGAAGUGAGAAGGAUAAAAAGAAUGGGAGGAGUAGUGCAGUAUAGCAUGGGGACGAUGCGAGUUAAUGGAACACUAGGCGUUUCAAGAGCAAUAGGUGACGUGCCGUACAAGCCAUUCGUAACAGGGGAACCUGAAAUUAAGACGAUUCCUCUGGAUGGAACAGAGGACUUCCUGGUUCUUGCCUCUGACGGAUUAACAGAUUACUUAAAACCCGACGAAAUAUUGACUAUUCUCUACUUCGAAAUACAACAAAAUCCAAACGGGUAUAAACGCGCACCCCAGAUCCUGCUGCAGUGGGCGAAGCACUUAGGUUCGAAGGAUAACAUCACGGUGGUUGUGGUCCUGUUAACACCAGCCAACGAAAUAGCAGCCAGGUCUCAGAACAACCAUUGGUACCAUCGUUUACAAGUGUGUUAUUUAUUCGAAAAAAUGAAUUCGAAGGAUAAACCGUUCCUGGACAUCGACGACGCGCACAACGCGACCAACUCGAAUAUCCUGAAACAGACGGUGAUCUCGCAGGAACCACACGACCGCGACCGCGAUCGCGACCGCGACCACGAGGACGACGGUAUCCUAGCGGCCAGCAAUGGGAAACACGAGAACGGCGACGCGGACUACGACAAUUCGGAUCUAGGGCCCGAGACUGUCGUCGACGACGGCCCCGUCUACGGCGGCCUCAUCGGCGAUGCCCUCGUCGACAUGAUGGUCGCGAGAUUUAUGCCCGUCCUGGAUCAGUGCUUAGGACUUAUCAAAGACAACGACUCGAAUCACGACCAAAACCAGCCUGACAAAGACUCGAACGUUCUCGACGACAUAAACGUCAACGAAUCGACCAAUGCCAACGUUAACGCUAACAUUACGCACGAACCGCUAACCGACGCUAUUUCGCAUAAGGUCUACAAGGACGAAGUCGAGGACAACGACAACGACGAAGACGAAGACGAGGACGAGGACGAGGACGAGGACAAUGAAAAAGAUAAGAAGGACGAUAAGAUGGAUAAUAAUAGUGUUCCCGAUGAAUUCGCGAUAUUUAACACGAUCGAAAAGAACCAAGUCUGUGAGAAUGUCCGCGAGGAAAUGGAUAACGAAAUUCGCGUACAGCACGGAGAGAGUGUGAACGAUGAAGAAACACAGGUGGAGAACGAUCAGCAAACUGGCGACAUGCUAAAUGUCGCCGAUGAAGCCGAGCCAAUGGACUAUGAUGAUUCUCCGCCCUCGCCGCAAGCUAACAAACCUCUUCAGCAUGCACUGAUUCAUGAAGCGGAUAAUGUAGCGGACAGCGAGGACUCCGAAGACGAGUGGAACUACUAUCGUGUCGAUCCUAAUAAAGAGAAGGGCUCUACGGUCCCUAUCGACAUACCCCAGGAAUCGAAAAACGAGGAGGAAGAGACCGAGAUUAUUCCAGAGCUUCCCGUCGAUACCACCGAUCGCAUGUUGAAAAUCCAGUCUCAGGACACAGAAGAAGAUAUUAAAUGCGAAAGUCCAAAAACAGAGACGCCUGAGCUUAUUAACACAGAGAUUAGCGCCGAGGACAAAGCAGUAAAAACGGAAGGGGAGGAAAAAGCUCGUGAAGAGGAGCAGGAGAAACCGAAGGAUAUGGAUUUUCAACUGAAUCCUAACGCGGCUGAGUUUGUACCAGUCUCACCACAGUUCUUGGGAGGAACAAGAGUGAAUCUCGUCGAGGAUUAUCCCGUUUCUGGUUCACCGUUCAAACAGGUGCCGCAGAUGGACGACAUUCAGGUGCCCAGUCAGAGCGAGUUCGAGAAAGAAGUAUGCCAACGACCUAGAGAAGUCGAUGUCGACGUCGAAGUCGAGGAAAAAGAAUACCAAAAUGGCGACCGUUUACAGUCCACCGAUUACACCGACUUUCUAUCCGACCAACAAAAAUCAGUUAGUGUUACCGGGAAUUUGGACGAUUCCGAAAUUUCGUCAACGAAAGCGGAAUUCGGCGACGAAUCAGCAGCCAGCUUCUUAACAACCAGCGAGUUUCACAGAACCGGUAUUUCCACGGUGGACGAAUCAUUCUCCAGUUCUGAACGUGAUUACGACAUCGCCAAGGACCCGAUGGCCAUGUCCUUCACGCCCAGCGACUUCGAGGCUGCGUUCGAUAAAGGCGUCGAUCUGAACGCCGUUCACAAUCUGAGCAGCACCGAUUUAGAAGAGAAAAAUGGCAACAUCGAGGAUGAAGACAAAAUCGCAGAACAAUCUUCUCUGGAGCUGCAACUCGAGACUACCGAUCUGAUGGUUGUUCCUGAAGCUGAAGAACCAACAGAGGAAAAGCCAGCACUUCCAGAAGAACCCACUGAACUGGUGAACCUGUCCUUAGAGCAAGAGAAUAAUGAAGAAACCACUUUCAUCGAACACGCGGAUAAAUCGAAGACCAGCACAGAAGUCGACGACUUACUGCAAUUGCAACCAGAGCCUUCCCAGAUCGAGCAAUUAGAAACCGCGAGAUACGACCACUCUCCUUUGACCGAGAAUUACUCCGCUGAAUUAGAAUCCGAGAAGGAACUCAUCUCCGUUGACAACGAACAACCUCUGUCACCUUCCAGCGUAGACAUAGAUGAGACCAAGCCCAUAGACGAGACUAGCGAGGACGCUAUCCUUCCCGAAAACGAUCUACAAAAAGAAACUUGUCCAAGUGAAGCCGAUACCUCCUCGUCCUUGUCACCGGUCUCUGGCUCGGUAGAAAACGAAUCGGUCGAUCCUACGAAGAACUCAGAAGUUCUAUCAUCGUUGCAUCCGGAGGCUCCCGAGUUCAUGCCUCGACAAUUUAAUCUCCAAUCUCUUGACGCGGAAACUAGUAGCGAGAUUGGUCAAUCGACUCCUGCGGAAGCUGCCGAUCUUGGCCGAACAUCACCCACAGAAACGACCAACACUUAUCAGUCAUACUCUGUGAAAACUGACGACGAUACGUUCGAGUCAAUUCAGCCUGCAGACAUGCAGCCUGCAGAUGGAAAAGAGAUAGACGAGGCAGUAUGCACGAAGCCACCGGUACAGGAGAACUUACUGGAUUUUGAGGAAGAAGCAGAGAUUUCCACGAAACCAACUCAUAUUCAAAGUGAAUUUUCACAACCGCCUCUUUCUCCUCAGCAAUUGGAAGAAGAAAAGAUUCCACACAGCUUCGACGAUCUUGUUUGCCCCAUCAAGAAACCCGUCGUCGACACCGACGAACAGAAACCGGAAGAGAUAAUCGAAUCGAAAGAGGUUCCAGAACAGACAACCAUUAUCGAGAAUAAAACAGAGAACUUGUUGGUGGGAGAAAUGGAGCCCCUAGUAGUGCUAACAAAAGUUGAGCUAAUGGAUUUAGCGAAAGAGGAACCUACUUUGAAGUUAUCUGAAUCCAUGCAAGAAUUUACAGGUUUGGAAAACCAAUUACAGCCCGAAACAGAAGAGACUACUACUACUACUACUGCAGAACCUAGCGUUGUUGAAGAAAUUCACGAGGAAGUAAAGAAAGAAGAACCGAAAUACGAUGCGGCAGAAUUGGAGGAACUCUUAAAACUUGAAGUUGAGAAUGAUCUUUGUGAUAUAGAAGAGAAGGAAGAAGUCACAGAAUGUAUACUGGAAGCGGAAAUAAUAGAAGCAGAAAUGCAAGAACUAGAAAUCCAAAAAUUAAAAGAAAAAGAAUUAGAAACGAAUGAAUCAGAAAUUAUGAAAGAAUUGGAAACGAUGGAAUCAGAAAUGGUGAAAGAAUUAGAAGAGACAGAAGCAGAAAUGGUAAAAGAAUUAGAAGUAAAAGAACCAGAAAUGGUAAAGGAAUUAGAAGUAAAAGAACCAGAAAUGAUGAAAGAAUUAGAAGUAAAAGAACCAGAAAUGGUGAAAGAAUUAGAAACGAAUGAAUCAGAAAUUAUGAAAGAAUUGGAAGCAAUGGAAUCAGAAAUGGUGAAAGAAUUAAAAGAGACAGAAGCAGAAAUGGUAAAAGAAUUAGAAGUAAAAGAACCAGAAAUGGUAAAGGAAUCAGAAGUAGAAGAACCAGAAAUAAUGAAAGAAUUAGAAAUAAAAGAACUAGAAAUGGUGAAAGAAGUAGAAACGAAUGAAUCAGAAAUUAUGAAAGAAUUGGAAGCAAAGGAAUCAGAAAUGGUGAAAGAAUUAGAAGAGACAGAAGCAAAAAUGGUAAAAGAAUUAGAAGUAGAAGAACCAGAAAUGGUAAAGGAAUUAGAAGUAAAAGAACCAGAAAUGAUGAAAGAAUUAGAAGUAAAAGAACCAGAAAUAGUGAAAGAAGCAGAAAUGGUGGAAGAAUUAGAAGUGAAAGAAGCAGAAAUGGUAAAAGAAUUAGAAGUAAAAGAACCAGAAAUAAUGAAAGAAUUAGAAACGAAGGAAGGAGAAAUGGUGAAAGAAUCAGAAGUGAAAGAGCCAGAAAUAAUGAAAGAAUUAGAAACGAAGGAAGCAGAAACAAUAGUAGAAUUAGAAACAAAAUACCCAGAAAUGAAGGAAGAACCAGAAGUGAAGGACAUAAAAGUCGAAGAUAGUGUUGUCGGAGCUUCUGAGAACAAAAUCGCCGGAGUAGCAACAGCAGCAUUGGUCGCAGCAGUCGCGACAGGUGGAACUGUAGCACAAAGCAAAUCAAAGGUAAAGACGACCGGUGCGAAAGCAACAACAAAGACCACUGGUCAGAAGGCUCCACCAAAAUCAACGCAAACGUCCCCUUCGAAAAGUGCAAUUUCCACAACACGAACGUCCACCGCGACAGCAAAGAAACCGUCGACCACCGCGCCAGCUCGCCCAAAGGAUCUAGACGCUCCAAAGAAAUCAACAGCUUUGAGCUCGGCGAGCAGCAACAAAACAUCGACUUCCGUUCCCAAAUCCGGUUCGAAGACAACCACUUCAACUGGCACAACGAAAACAACGACUAGGACAAGCAGCGGUGCCGUCUCUAAACCGAAACCCACCGCAGCAGCAGCAGUAUCGUCGAAACCGACUGCCAUCGAGAAAAAACCAACCGCGAACGGUGAUGUGAAGUCUUUGAAUAAAGCAACUGCGACUAAACCAGCAAGCAAGGCACCAUCGACGAGCAAAAGCGCGCUAGUCAAGACAUCAAACCCGCGACCGACCACUGGAUCAACUGCAACGACGAAACUGAAACCCACCUCUAGCAGUACAGCUACCAAAUCCAGCACGACCGCUAAAUCGAGCACUAGCAACCCCAGUACCACCAGCAUCACCGCUACGAGCACGACUACCGUGAAAGCUAAGGUAACUCCAACCGUUGGAAACGCGACAACAAAGCCUCGUACGCCGACCACCACCAAAUCUCCGAUGAUCGAUAAACAAGUGAAAGAGACAGCUAACAAGCAAAUCUCUAUGGCGCGAACGAGUACCGGUGCUUCCAAGACAUCCAGCCGUUUGUUUACCAGUAGUUCCGCUACGACCACUACGAAACGCGUGUCCUUAACGACAAAGACCAGCACGACAGCAUCACCGACCAAAAAGACCACAGCGGUAUCGAAGGUUUCCAGCAAGAUCUCAACAGCUGGUAAAACGAUAACCGAGAAAGGGAAGAUUAUGCAAAACGGCGUGUCCGACAAAGUCGAAAUAAACGCGAUAUUUGACGACGUGCCGAAGAAAGACCUUUCGCCUGUGGUUGCCCCGAACGACAACCAGCUGAUCAUGAGCUCCGAUUAAAUUGGCAACGAACGCAACCGAGUUUCAUCUUAGCUUUAUGUCGAUCGUACACAUUACGCACCGAUAAACGUUGUUGUCCUUUCUUCACCGGGGAGAAAUAGAGAGAGAGAGUGUGAGAAUGAGUGAGUGGAUGAGUGAGCGAGCGAAUGAAUG